Molecule: messenger RNA, 13120 nt
Organism: Meriones unguiculatus (Mongolian gerbil)
Lineage: Eukaryota; Metazoa; Chordata; Mammalia; Rodentia; Muridae
Gene: Fzd3
Product: frizzled class receptor 3
Exons: 8
Coding region: 479-2419 (646 amino acids)
Biological process (GO): non-canonical Wnt signaling pathway; canonical Wnt signaling pathway
Cellular component (GO): plasma membrane
Molecular function (GO): Wnt-protein binding; Wnt receptor activity
Source: RefSeq, a predicted model, not a curated record
CGCGCACCUUCAUUCCCGGGCCGCGCGCCCCGACGCUCGCGAAGGCUCGGCGCGCCGGCCGUCCUCGGGCGCUCGGGGGACCUGCGGGACGCGCGGCCGCCUGCGGGGCCAGCGGUGCAAGCCCGGGAGAGCCCGGGAGGCCGGCGGUGAGAUAUUUCAACAAGGAAGAAAUCACUUUCCUCCUAAGAUGGAAUCUGUGAUUUGGGAAUGUGGUUGAUCGACUUGAUAUGCUGGCCAGAUGUGCCCCAUGUAAUAAAAUGAAAAGAAGAUACAAGAUGAUGUCAUUUUCCCGUAUUGUGAAACCAAAAACAAAUGCCUUUUGUGAGACCAGGUUAACAGACCUCUGACAGUACAAGGAGUUUCUAACUGCGGAGCCCAGCAGAUACAGAAGGGGCACUUUCGAGCUGAGACCUGAAGGCGUAUACUGAUCUAACACACAUGUUGUAAAUCUGAUCAGCCUCAUUCAGCCCCAGGAAGAAUGGCCAUGAGCUGGAUUGUCUUUUGUCUUUGGCUCUUGACUGUGUUUGUGGGGCAGAUAGGUGGGCACAGUUUGUUUUCUUGUGAACCUAUAACCUUGAGGAUGUGCCAAGAUUUGCCUUAUAAUACUACCUUCAUGCCUAAUCUUCUGAACCAUUAUGACCAACAGACAGCAGCUUUAGCAAUGGAGCCAUUCCAUCCUAUGGUGAACCUGGAUUGUUCUCGGGAUUUUCGGCCGUUUCUUUGUGCACUCUAUGCUCCUAUUUGUAUGGAAUAUGGGCGUGUCACACUUCCCUGUCGUAGGCUGUGUCAGCGUGCGUAUAGCGAGUGUUCAAAGCUCAUGGAGAUGUUUGGUGUCCCUUGGCCUGAAGAUAUGGAAUGCAGUAGGUUUCCAGAUUGUGAUGAGCCGUACCCCCGGCUUGUGGAUUUGAAUUUAGUUGGAGAUCCAACUGAAGGAGCCCCAGUUGCAGUGCAGCGGGAUUAUGGUUUUUGGUGUCCCCGAGAGUUGAAAAUUGAUCCUGAUCUUGGCUAUUCCUUUCUGCACGUGCGAGAUUGUUCACCACCAUGUCCCAAUAUGUACUUUAGGAGAGAAGAACUGUCAUUUGCUCGUUAUUUCAUAGGCCUGAUUUCAAUCAUCUGCCUCUCUGCCACGCUGUUCACUUUUUUAACCUUUCUGAUUGACGUCACAAGAUUCCGUUACCCUGAAAGACCUAUUAUAUUUUAUGCAGUCUGCUACAUGAUGGUGUCGUUAAUUUUCUUCAUUGGGUUUCUUCUUGAGGACCGAGUAGCCUGCAAUGCAUCCAGCCCUGCACAGUAUAAGGCUUCCACAGUGACACAAGGAUCUCACAACAAAGCCUGUACCAUGCUUUUUAUGGUACUCUAUUUUUUCACUAUGGCUGGCAGUGUAUGGUGGGUAAUUCUUACCAUCACAUGGUUUUUAGCAGCUGUGCCAAAGUGGGGUAGUGAAGCUAUUGAGAAGAAAGCAUUGCUGUUUCAUGCCAGUGCCUGGGGCAUCCCCGGAACUCUGACUAUCAUCCUUUUAGCGAUGAAUAAAAUUGAAGGUGACAAUAUUAGUGGCGUGUGUUUUGUCGGCCUGUACGAUGUUGAUGCAUUAAGAUAUUUCGUUCUUGCUCCCCUCUGCCUGUAUGUGGUAGUUGGGGUUUCUCUCCUGUUAGCCGGCAUUAUAUCCCUAAACAGAGUUCGGAUUGAGAUCCCAUUAGAAAAGGAAAACCAAGAUAAGUUAGUGAAGUUCAUGAUCCGCAUCGGUGUUUUCAGCAUUCUUUACCUUGUACCACUCUUGGUUGUAAUCGGAUGUUACUUUUAUGAGCAAGCUUACCGCGGCAUCUGGGAAACAACAUGGAUACAGGAACGCUGCAGAGAAUAUCACAUUCCGUGUCCAUACCAGGUCACUCAGAUGAGUCGCCCAGACCUGAUUCUCUUUCUGAUGAAGUAUCUGAUGGCUCUCAUAGUCGGGAUCCCCUCUGUAUUUUGGGUUGGAAGCAAAAAGACAUGCUUUGAAUGGGCCAGUUUUUUCCAUGGUCGGAGGAAAAAAGAGAUAGUGAAUGAGAGCCGGCAGGUGCUCCAGGAACCUGACUUUGCUCAGUCACUCCUAAGGGACCCAAAUACUCCUAUUAUAAGAAAAUCAAGAGGAACUUCCACUCAAGGGACAUCCACACAUGCUUCUUCAACUCAGCUGGCCAUGGUGGAUGAUCAAAGAAGCAAAGCUGGGAGUGUCCACAGCAAAGUGAGCAGCUACCAUGGCAGUCUCCACAGGUCACGUGAUGGCAGGGCCUUGCACAUGGUACACGCCCUGCAGUUACCGUGGAAUGGAGGAGAGACUACCUCAUGGCAGCAUGUCACGGCUGACGGACCACUCCAGGCACAGCAGUUCUCACCGGCUCAACGAGCAGUCACGACACAGCAGCAUCCGAGACCUCAGUAACAACCCCAUGACUCACAUCACACACGGCACUAGCAUGAACCGUGUCAUCGAAGAGGAUGGCACCAGUGCUUAGUCUUGUCUAAGGUGAAACGUUAGUCUUGGCCUUCGCAUGGCUGGCUGCUAUAACUCGCUGUCACCCAGCUUUCAGUUGGGCAGAGUAUGCCCACUGCGAAGGUAGAUCUUUGCUCUUUGUAUCACAUCAAACUUGGAACAUGAACACAUCCAAAUCAUUAAGAGUCAUGGCAUCACAAAAAUAAUUCUUUCUAGGUUGUGAAGAGAUGAUUGUCUGGUAAACAUUUUUAUAAACCCACUUAUUUUAUAUUUAGAGAAAUCCUAUAUGUGUGGUGACUGCUUUGUAGUGAACUUUCAUAUAAUAUAAACUAGUUGUGAAAUGACAUUCUGGUAGCUCUGUUAAUAAAACAAAGUUUCAGAAUUACAGAAAAUUUCUAUGCAAGGUUUAUUUCUCAGAUGAAUACUAGGACUUUGUAGGUUUAUUUCCACUGAGUGAAAAUAAAGGAACUGUUUUUAAACUGUAGAAGACUUUGAUAAGCCAGCAAGGGUAUUUUAGGUAAUAGGAUAACAGUGCCACAAAAGGUAAUGGUUGGCCUAUAGAAGGUUCUCUCAAAGUCUGUCUGUCUUCCCCCAGAGAUAUUUACAAUUUGGAUUAGUACUGGAGUAAAGGCAGAGAUGAGCACUUCCCCUGUAGUUGUAUCAUUUUUUUACUUUUGUAAAUAUUGCUUUUAUGGGCUAUGUUUUUAUAAUAUCCAUAUGCAUGAUAGAAAAAUUUUAAUUUGUGGUCAUUUUCUCCCAGGAUAUAGUAUUGAUUCAUAGACAACUUCAUGUUCAGAUAUGUUCUGUGGAGGCAUGCAGUAAGAUAAGCAUCACACAUUAUAAGGGUUUUUAGUGGUAAACAAAGUACAAAAUGGCAACAUAUUUUCUCUGUAUUCAUUGUUGUAUUUUUCUACAGUGAGAUGUGACCUUGCCAAAGCCAUCAGACCUUGUUAUCCAGGCCCUCCUGUAGUGAGCUGAUUGUCUGCACUCACAUUCCCCAGUAGCCAAUUGACUACAGCUUUUGUCCUACAUCCCUAUUUUCAGUUUCUGGAUUAUUGUUGUUUACAUCAAAAAUAUGUAAUCUAAGUCCAAAAUGGCAAUUAAUUUGGGUUUUUGGAAAUCACUGUAGCUAAGUGAAGCAUGGUUACUCUUUCUGUGAAUACCUAUUAGUCCUAAAAAUAUCAAGUAAAAACUCUUGACAUUUUAUCUUGUAAUGCUUAAAUGACUUAGGAUAUGAACUGUGAACUUCAUUGGGUAUGAAACUGAGUGGAAAGAAAUAUUCUGGAAAAUGCUAAUAUGUUACUCAGAAAAUGCAAGUGAUCCUCGGCCCUGAUUGCAGGUAUGAAUCAUUCUGGAAAUUCUUGAUAGCCAACGCCUUUCUCUCAGAUGAGAGUUGAUGCUUUAAAAACAAACACCUUUCCAGGUGAUUAUUAGUGUAGCCAGGCUUGAAGCCCAUUCUUUUAAGCUCGAUUUUCCCUAACGAUGGGCUGAUGCCAUCACAUUCAGUCAUGGGAAAACCGGGCCAGAUUCAGUGAUACACUUUACGUUGUUACCUGAUACACAGUUGUUUCUUUAUUACAAUCCAUUAUAAAAUGCGGAAUUCUCAGCUCUCAGCUCUAGAGAUUCUUACUCAAUAAAUUGAAGGCAGUGGGAUUUUAUAAAUCUGUAUUUCUAAAAAUGCCACAGAAGAUUCUUAGCAGGUUAUCCAAGAAUCACACUCAGAAAAAAAAAAAAAUUUUUUUUUUCUAGACUCUGGAGAGGCCUGGCUUUGCCAUAUGCUAGUUUUUAACUUUGAACAAGUCAACCUCCUAGAGCCUAGCUCCCUUGUUUGAAGAUGAAGAUAUAUCUCCUCUACCUACCUCACAAAGUUGUCAAAUUAAGAUCAAAUAAGAACAACCAUCUGGAAGCUCUUUGAAACUGUGAAGCAUUAUGAAAUAUGUGGGAUUAAGAUUCUUGAGGACUAAGGAGCUUCCUUUGAGGUCUACUACAGUACAUUUCUUGACACAGGCCAAUUCAUGUGUCUGCAUCUCUCGCCCUUUAACACUAAGAGCGCCCACAUGACAGAAGAGCCAAUUUUCCGGUAGUCAUGAUUUAUUUGUGUCAUGUUGCUUCUUUGAAGUAUGUAUCAGUAGGAAAUACCCAUACUUCAUAAGACACAUGUGGGCAUUUGGCCCCAAAUGUUUUCUCUUUCCUCUGUCCUCCUAUCUUUCUCGUUGGAACUGGAGUGGCCACUCAGAGAGGCUGGAAGUCCCUUUUUACUGAUAAUUAGUAAACCCUCCUUAAGCCUUACAAGGUACAACUGAUAACUUGUCUAUAAACAAAUCAAUAACUCACAAAGCCUCAGUCUGAGAAGCUCCGUAGAACAGCAUGAGCAACCAAAACAAACAUCCACAAACAAAAAUAGAAAAUUAAGAUAGAUGUGUACCAGUUUGAGCUCGAAAGACGUCUGUCACCGUCUGCAUUACUGCAGAUUGCCAAGUGUUAAUCAGUUGUCUUUUAAAAUGGGCCAAGUGGAGACAGUGAAGUGAACAUUGCCAUGAGAGUCUCACCUUUGUGCUUCCAGAUUUCAUGUGUACUUGCAUCUCCUCUUGCUUCAGCCAGUGGUGAUGUGUAUGUGAAUGUUGUUGGCCUUACAGUCACCUUCAGCCAUCAUUCCCUCAUUCUGCACAGUCUGCAUAAUGUUGUAACACUGUUCAGUUUGGGCCAUGUUCUUUAUCAUGCUAGUGUUCCAAGUUAAAAUUUUUUUUUUUUUUUUAAUUUGAAGAGACCAUUGAAGAACUAUCACAGACCAGUUGAUUUCAAAUCUUAACCUGCUCAAAUUGACUUGAACAAGUCUGGACAGUUUUCUUAACCAUAUGGGUAAUUUUAAUUUUGUUGUGAUUGGCAUUUGUUAAUACUGUUUUCUUUGUUCAGUUGACUACCAAGAAAAUGAUAGUUCCCUCUAAAAUGUUAGUAUAUUAUCAAAAGGGUUUUUAAAGUACUUUGAUUUUUAGCAAUAUUGUUUUAUUUGGUAAUUAGGCAAAAGAUCCAAGGCAGUAUUAAGCUCAAAACAGUAAUUUGUUUGAGAGAGCACUUGAUGAAUAACAGUUGGCACAGGGCUUAAUACAGAGUGAGUUCUCCAGUAAAUGUUUAAUGAACAACUAAAUAUAGGGCACCCAACCUAGACCAUGAGAAUGUUUGCAGAAUUGUUUUAAGCAGUUGUGUAUUUAAGAAUUCUUUUUCAGCUUCACACAAAAACAAAAUGCAAGGAAUAGGAGUUUUAGAGAACCUAGAUUUAUAAGUAAACUCAUGAUUCUUUUUGUUUGGUUGGUUUUUGGUUUUUCAAGACAGGGUUUUUUCCUAUGAAGCCCUGGCUGUCCUGGAACUCGCACUGUGGACCAGGCUGGCCUUGAACUCACAGAGCUCCACCAGUCUCUUCCUCCCAUCCUGGGAUUAAAGGCAUGUACCAUCACCACCUGGCUAACUCAUUCUUUUAAGCCUUUUUGUGACAACUGAGAAGAGGUUAGGGUUGGAGAAAUGGUUCAGUGGUUCAUUGUGCUUGCUGCUCUUUCAAAGGACCCCAACUCAUUUCCAGCACCCUGUGCGCACAGCUACCUGUAGUUCCAGCUCCAGAGAUCUAACACUGUCUUCUUGCUGCCUCUGACACAAACAUACAGAAUAAUGCUUAUCUUUCAAGAUCCAAUCUUCUGGAAAAAGAGCAAUAUUAAAAGCCUGUCCAGAGCCAACCAUCUUAGUAAACAUAGGUGUUUGGUUAACUUAUAAAGAGCAUACAUUAGUAAGUGUGUUUAUUCCUGUGUUCCCUAAUUAGAAAAUCUGGCUUUAAGUGCUGGAGAGAUGGCUCAGAUGUUAAAAGCACUGGCUGCUCUUCCAAAGGUUCAGUUCCCAGCAACCACAUGGUGGCUCCCAACCGUCUAUAAUGAGAUCUGGUGCCCUCUUCUGGUGUGCUGUAUAAAUAAUAAAUAAAUAAAUAAAUCUUGAAAGAAAUAGAAAGAAAAUCUGGCUUUAAAGAUUCUUUUUGUAAGUUUUCACUAAUAUUUUGGUCAAAGGCCAAGCCAGUAAAAAAACCCAUUCAGUUCAGUCUUUUUAAACCUGUUGAAAGAUAGUUAUCUUUAGCUUUUUAAGCAGCUACCUAGAAACCUAACUUACUCUUCUCAUGGAUUUUCUGUUGGUAUGGCAGAACUGUUUAUAAUUUAGUUUAUUAGACACAGCACCAUUUUCCUUUGGUUAAAAAUGUUUUUUACUUUUUAGUACUUCAAUUUUUUUUUUUUAAAUUUACCAGGAGUAGUAAUGCACACCUUUAAUCUCAGCACUGAGGAGGCUGAGGCAGGAGGAUUUCUGUAAGGUGUUGAGGCCAACCUGAUCUACAUAAGUGAGCCCAGGGCAGCCAGAACUAUAUAGAGAGGCCUUGUCUCAAAUAAACAAACAAAGAUUAACAAAUUUUUAUUUAUAAAGAUAAAUAUUUUAUUUAUAAAUAUUCAGUGUUCCAUCAUUCUGCUCAUUAACUAUUGAAUUAGUAUUUUUUUUCAAUCUUGCUAUAUUUCCUAAAGCAGACAAAUUUACUGUUUUAUUAGUAGUAUUGUGGCCUUAAGCUUUUGGUAUGUAAGCAGGCUUGUUCAUAUUUGAAAACUUGCAGGGGUUUUUUUUUGGGGGGGUUGUUUUGUGUUUGUUUUUUUAUUAUUAUGCUGACUGGCUUUUCAAAAUUUAGAUCUUAGUGGUUUUGUUUUAACCAGGCCUUAAUUAAUAACUAGUAAGAAUGCAUUGUGUUAUUUUUUAAAAUAUUCUAGGAUUUUGAGUCACAAAAGCUGAUACCUAGUCUUGCCUCUCCUUUCAACAGUCUUUACUUAAUCAGCUUACACAGCUAAGGCAACUUGAACUUAAGUUGACAGAUACUGAGAGAGGUGUUGCUAGUUGCUCUGUUGCAGUGUGAGGGCUCAAACUCCAGGACUCCCAGUGUUAGUAAAGUGUCCUCCCUCACAAAAUACCUCAGGCUGACCUGAAAGUCUUAGGUAUAUAUCCCAGUCUGGCUUCGAAUUUGUGGUUUUUUCCCCCUCUGCCAGACAAGUGCUGGGAUAUCGAGAGUGCCACCAUGCCCUAACGUAAGUGGUUGGUUGGUUGGUUUGUUUGUUUGUUUGUUUGUUUGUUUGUUUUAUCAAAGGAAAAUUAUAUUACAGAUAAUAAAAUUAAAAGAAGUUAUAAGUACCAGAGAUGGUUUUAAAUGAAAAAUAUCUUAAACAUCAACAUAAUACAUUGAUAAACAGAAAAGAAAUGACAUGAUAUUGUGUGGUCUUUGUUCUCUUAGUUAUGUAUGUAGGUAUUUAGUCAAGGCCUCAUACCAAAUGCAAUCUGUAGAGCUGUAGUGAGUUCAUUGGGAGAGCACCUUCCUAGCAUGUGUUCAAAAUAAAAUUAGUGAACUGAUCAGUUACAGCACUAGCCUCUUUGCUAAUUAAAAGGCUGUCAGCUUUUACCAACAUUCAUCUGAUUAUAAAAUCCAUUAUUAUUAUUAUUAUUAUUACUACUACUACUAUUCAUUUUUCUUUGUGAAGCCCUGGCUAUCCUGGAAUUCACUCUGUAGACAAGGCUGCCCUCAAACUCAGAGCUCUGUCUGUCUCUGCCUCCCGAAAGCUGGGAUUAAAGGUAUGCACAUACCACCACAGGAUUUAUUACAAAAUCUAAAAGAACUCAGAUAAAUUGAAUAGGAUUUUUCCAUUUAAUUGUUAUUCUUUAACUGCCUCCUCAUAUUCAUCAAAUACGUGCAUUUGCCAGAUUGCCACAGAAAAGUGAUUACCUGUUUUAAAGUAUUAGCAGGAUUGGCAUUUAGCCCCGCAAUAGACAGGGCCGUGAGUUCAGUCCCAGGUUUAAAAACAAAAUUCAUAAAAUAUUAUCAGAGAUAAAUGUGAUUUGUUAUUGUUAGUUUGUCCUCCCUUUGCAGAAAAUACUACCAUAAAGUUUCCUUGAUUAUUCCCUAAUAGGGCCGGUGAGGUGACUCAGCAGGUACAGGCGUUUGCUGCCAGGUCUAUGACAACGUUGGUUUGCAUUCCAGAGACCAGAAGGUGUUGAGAUCAGACUCCCACAGAGCUGUCUUCUGACCUCCACAUGUGGGCUGUGGUGUGUGUGUGCAUGUGCCCACACGUACACACAGAAACAAAACAAAUGCAGUGAAAUUUUUAAAGUAUUCUUUAAUAAAAUAGAGUUCACUAACUUCAUCCUUUGAACAGAAUUCUCUUGUGAAUCAUUGAUGCUUUCCAAGAACUGGAUCAGUGAAAUCCUACUUACUUUUUCUUCUAAUCUUAUGUGUAUGGAUGUUCCGUCUGCAUCUGUGUCUAUGCACCACUUGCAUGCCUGGCUCUCAGGGAUGCCAGAAGAGAGUAUUGGAUCCCCUGAAACUGAGGUUAUAGAGGGCUGUGAGCCACUAUGUGGGUGCUGGUAAUCCAACCCCAGUACUCGGAAAGGUCAGCCAGCGCUGCUAACCACUAGCCUCCGUCCAACGCAGUUACUUUAAAAGAUCCGUUUCUUUGCUCUGACUGUCCGCAUCAGUUCAUAUAAUGUCUUGAGUGCUUUGGACUAUAGAUUUACACUGCACCGUUGGGUCUGAAGUAUGACGAGUAUAUAACGUUAGAAAGUAGAUAAAGGUUGGUAUACUGGUCUCUGCUGUGGUUUUUAUUUUUUCUAACCUUGUCAACCUUGUAGCCCCUCCCACUGCACAGCCUUGCGUGUGCAGUCAUUCUACCCUGAGCUACAUGCAUCCUAAGCUCCUGGUAGAUUUUCUGAACUACACUUCAUUCCUUGCCUUAGGUCUUUUCUCUGGUUUCUAGUGAUUAAAUUCGAUGCUCAGUCUCUCAGAGAGUCCUGUGGCCAUAUGCUGCAUAAUGACAUUUUAGUCAUUUUUAGUUAGGAAACACAUGGCAGCCUAAGGCAGGAGGAUCACAAGCUUAAGACCUGUUUCAGACCUCCUGUCUGUACAGCAAGUCCCAUAGGGUCAUCGCACUUAGUAACAUCAUAGCUAUGCAAUUUGGUGAGUGCGUCCUGUGAUACGACAAAGUGACCCAGUUGCCUAGCAACCCAUUUCUCAAAUGUAUCCUGCUGUUAACCAUGACUGUUAAAAAAUUUUAAAUUGUUUCUAAAAACAACACAUUUAUUUUCAGUUUCCCCGGCUCUCCAAGUUCUUACUGUUGCAUGUAUGCAAUGUGAAGUCCAGUUUCAAUGACUAUUUGAAGAUUGAUGAGAAGUUCUGUAACAAAAACCAAGAAAUCCUAAAAUGAUUUAUAGUUACCCAUCUUGUAUUUUUCUGUUUCUCUAGCUGUUCCUUUCACCCUCAGUUUUGAAAAGCUGGCAGAUUUCUUCCUUCAGCCCUGUCUUACAUCAUUUUCCCAGAACUAAUCUUGUCAGCAGAAGCAUUUACUAUGAAAUCAUUUUUUAAAAGAGAACAACACAAUAGGUUUGGGAUUUUUUUUCGGGAGGUGAUUUUGUUUGUUCCUUUGUUUUCGGGGGUGGGGGCAUCCUCUGAGACAGGGUGUCUCUCUGUCCUGGACUCACUUUAUAGAUCAGGAUGGCCUCAAACUAACAGGUAUCCAUCUGCCUCUGCCUCCGCCUCCAUGAGUUCUGGAAUUCCAGCUGUGUGCCACCAUGCCUGGCUUCACAGUAGGUUUUUAUAUUGAGCUGAGAUGAAUAUGCCUUGAAAAUAAUGUAAGUAUGAGAUUCUUUAAAUCAUAAAAUGAACUCUGGUGUGAAAAUGUCUGCGCUAAGUGUGGUGGCUCACAGUGGAAUCCCAGUCUUUGAGAGACUAAGGCAGAAGGAUUAUAAAUUUAAGGCCAUCCUGUGUUGCACAGUAAAUUCUAGACCAACCUGAGCAACAUAGACUGUGUCAGAAACGAAGUAGAGAGAGGAGGGAAAGGCGCUCAGAGUCUCGAAGUUCUCCUGACAUCAGCUAUUUUUUCUUCUAUAUCCUAGCCGGGAGUUGACACAUCUGAAUUUUUAUCAUUUCUCUUUUUAUAGUAUUCCAGAUCCCCCCAGAACCAUCUAGCUAUUCGAGUUUUAUAUUUGAUUGUUUCUUUGUUUGUUUUAUUAUUUUCUCUAGAGCCUUGCAUAUACUAGGCCACUGCUCUAACUCACCAGGCUUUAGUGUUUUGUAUCAAGUAUCAAGGCCUUGAACUUGCCAUGCAGCCCAGGCUAGCCUGGAGCUUACAGUCCUCCUGCACGGGGCCUCCUGAGUGCCAAGCCUGCAGGCAUGAGCUACCCACCAUGCUUACCAUGUACUUAACACCUAACACCAGCUUACAUCUUUUUUCCCUUCCUCCUGCUCUUUCUUCCUUCAUGCACUUGUGUUUGUGUGUGUCACUAAUGAUAGAACCAGGCCUUUCCUUCAUUAUCCAGACCUCCUGCCACUGAACAGUAUCUGCAGUCCUUAAAUACAGAUACCAACUUAUAACUAAUUUUCUGCUUUUAUUUUCAAUUUCUGGAUUUUGUUCUUGACUUUUAUUUUCUCACUGAAGUCUAAAUUUUUGUUUCAUCAUGAUAAAGAUUCUCCCCUCCAACUUUCAAAGAAAAGUUCACUGACAACUUCAAGCAUCACAUUGGCUUAUUUUGUUUGUAGGAACUAUUAUAAAAGCUAAUUCUUCAAAAUUAAAAAUUUUAAUUAAGAACUUGUUGUUUUCAGCCUCAUUGUGAUGAUGCACGUCUUAUAAUCCCAGCAUUUAGGAGGCUAAACAAGGCCAGAGGAUUGCCAGGAGUUCAUGGCCAGCCUGAGCUACAUAAGACCCUGUCUCCAAAAGAGAAAAUAAAAUAGUUUUUGAUAUUUUAAUCUAAUGGUUAAUUUGGGGUUUUAUAUGAAUAUGUAUUAUGAUUAAUAGUUAUUUCAUUUUCUAUAAUACAGAUUAUUUAAGUCCCAUAUUUAUUUAAGGAGCUGGCUCUUAACUUUCUUGUCUCAGCAGACAACUCUUUGUUGCUCAGUGAUUUUUCUGACAGUCCGGCUCAAGGCUCUCACUGUCUGAAUAGUUGGAAAAUAUUCUCCGAAACAUGUGAAAUUGCUAGCUUAAGGGUUAAAAUGUAACCGUGUGUUAGCAAUUUCACGGUGUGUAUUAAAGGAAAAACCAAACAGAGAUAUUUUAGAACAGAUGUUAACUUUUCAUCCAAGCUCUUCCCAGGCUUCCAGAAGAGGAGAAUACAUAAACUCUUAGGUCAUCUCAAGAGCUCCUACUUUGUCUUGUUGCCCAGUUCCUGCUUUUAAAGAUAUUUUAUCAAUUUGAAGCAAAUGCCUUUGAGAACACUUAAGUUACACAAGUUCUUCACUAAGUCUCUGUUUGAUUUUCAAGCUUUUAUAAACCGACUUACUGUCACAAUGUCAAAGGAGUAGUCGAUAAAUACCAUUUAGAGGCAGAAUAAUCCCCCAGUGUGAUAUGUAGUCCAUUUUUGCUAACUACUGAGUUUAUCCUCUGAUAGACACUGCACAGUAGUGAUUACCAUGUUACAGAGUCAACAUGUUUCCCAUAAGCUUUCGUCUAAAGAUUUCCUUUAUACUUAGAUUUCCGGUUAUGAGAACAAAGUUAUAUGAAUAUAAAUACACAUGUAAGAAUAUUAAACUCCUGUACAGGAAAUCUCCAGUUUUAUGCUCCAAAAAGGUAUAAACUAAGUUAUUUCAUACUCGGACUAAAGUACUCCAUAUUGUUGUGAAUAAUUAAGAUAGCUGCUAGCAAUUGUUACUUGGUACCCAGUACACUCUUAGAGGCACUCUGGGUACUCGGUACUCUUAGAGGCACUCCGGGUGUCUUUGUCUUUGAUGCAUUCUUAUGCUAGAGAAAGGUACUUUGAUUUCUGUGAGCCUUGGUACGCUUCUUCCUAGGCGAUUCCCUCAAGUGAUACCCUGAGUGAGCCCUGCUUUAUCUGACCUGCUCCCCAAAUGCUCACCUUGAAACCUUUCUAGUUCCCUUCUAGUUCCAGCUGUUCUAAUCAGUAUGUCCAAAGUGUGACCUGCCUCAACUGUUAGGAAGUAGGAAAUUCAGACAGUUCAUAUAAAGUUAUUAGUGUCUAUAAUUUUACUGUCUUGCUGAAAGAGAAAACACAUCAACAUUGACAGCUCUGGUCAGAGAUAGAAAUUUUACAGGUGAACACUGUCCAGGCUUGCUCAAAAAAGACCUUCCCUGUUUUCUGUUAACAGUUUUUCAAGGGACAUGGAGGUAGAAAAACUCCUUUUUCAUUCUUCUGAAACUUAACUUUUAAAUAACUGGUACUUAGCAAUUUAGUUUUUAAAAUGCUGUUUUGAACUAAAUUGCUGAGGUGAUUCUAAAUUCUAAAACUCUUACCUUGUUUUAUCAUACAAACAUCUAGUUAGAAAGUGUUUGUGAUAAAGACUUGUAUCUUGUGGCAUUAGUUCUUCAUGUUUCUUCUCCAUACGUCGGCUGAAACUGUUCAUUUCCAGACUGAGUGGAAAGUUGCUGUUGUUGGGGUCUGUGUAGGGCGAGCACACCCAGCGAGAGCAUGGACUGUACUUUCACGGUCGCUGGGCGUGCUUUGCACUCUGCUGUUGUAGAUUUAUUUUGUUUACAGUAGACUGAUGUCAGUUUUGUAAAUGUUUUUCUUAGCACUUUAACUGUGAGUGUAAAAACUGAUUUUAAAUGUAGUGGUUGUAUAUUUUGGUUAUAAAUUGGAAAUUUUUAA